UAGCAGCGGCGGCCCCUAAGCCCCGGAGAGGCCGCCGCCCGGAGCUCUGGUGGCGUUUGCGGGUGGCAGUUGUGUCAGCGGCGCUUUUCACUGCCCAAGCUACGGAAACUUCCUGACCGCGACGCACAGAGCCAGGGAUCAAGCUGAGGCCAGCAGAGCACCCGCUGUCCCUGUCCGACGUGCAGAAGUGAGGAACGCCGCGCACCCAUGGAGAGUCUGGGUCGUUCGUGCCUGUGGCUGCGCCAGACGCUGUCGCCCCCGCGCCCACAGCUUCUGCUGCUGGACUGCCGCAGCCGGGAGCUGUACGAGUCGGCGCGCAUCCGCGGGGCGCUGAGCGUGGCCCUGCCCGCCCUGAUGCUGCGCCGCCUACGGAGAGGGAGCCUGUCUGUGCGCUCGCUCUUGCCUGGGCCACCGCUGCAGCCUCCCCCACCCGCCCCUGUGCUUCUGUACGACCAGGGUAGUGGCCGAAGCCAGCGUGGAGAGGCAGACGCAGAGGCACAGGCACAAGAAGCCCCAGAGUGGGAGGCUGACUCGGUUCUGGGCGUCCUGCUCCAGAAGCUGCGGGAAGAAGGCUACCUGGCCUACUACCUACAGGGUGGUUUCAGCAAAUUCCAGGCCGAGUGUCCUAACCUUUGUGAAACCAGCUUUAGUGGUCCUGCCAGCUCAAGCUUGGCCUCAGUACCUAGCCCUGUGCCUGUGGUGGGGCUAGGGGGUCUGUGCUUGGCCUCUGAUGUCUCUGAUGCAGAGUCUGAGGCUGACCGCGACUCCAUGAGCUGUGGCCUAGAUUCGGAGAGCACCACAUCCCCUCCAACUGGGCUGCUACCACCCUUCCCAGUCCAGAUCCUGCCCAAUCUCUACCUAGGCAGUGCCCGAGAUUCAGCCAACUUGGAGAGCCUUGCCAAGCUUGGCAUCCGCUAUAUCCUCAAUGUCACCCCCAACCUCCCUAACCUCUUUGAGAAGAAUGGUGACUUUCACUACAAGCAGAUUCCCAUCUCUGACCAUUGGAGCCAGAAUCUGUCCCAGUUCUUUCCAGAGGCCAUUGCAUUCAUUGAUGAGGCCUUGUCCCAGAACUGCGGGGUGCUCGUCCACUGCCUGGCAGGGGUCAGCCGCUCUGUCACUGUCACCGUGGCCUACCUCAUGCAGAAGCUCCACCUCUCACUCAACGAUGCCUACGACUUGGUCAAGCGGAAGAAGUCUAACAUCUCACCCAACUUCAACUUCAUGGGGCAGCUGUUAGACUUUGAGCGCAGCCUGCGCCUGGAGGAGAGGCGCUCUGGGGGGCAGGGCAGUGGGGGGCCGGAGUCCACUGUCUCAGACCCACCUUCUUUCUUUACUACCCCUACCAGUGAUGGGGUCUUUGAGCUGGACCCCACAUAAGAGCUGUGUGGGGCUGCUGGGCUGAUCCCUACCUACGACCCCAUGUAUUAGCAGGGAUGGGAUGCAGCC
This is a messenger RNA of Myodes glareolus (Bank vole), 1446 nucleotides long. NCBI's taxonomy places the organism in Eukaryota, Metazoa, Chordata, Mammalia, Rodentia, Cricetidae. The record is from RefSeq and is a predicted model, not a curated record.